This is a messenger RNA of Trifolium pratense (red clover), 1874 nucleotides long. RefSeq names its product ELMO domain-containing protein B-like. The transcript has 9 exons. Lineage: Eukaryota; Viridiplantae; Streptophyta; Magnoliopsida; Fabales; Fabaceae. The coding region runs from base 600 to 1400 and encodes 266 amino acids. The record is from RefSeq and is a predicted model, not a curated record.
GUUUGGUAGUAUAAUUUGAUGAAAUUAAUUAAUGGAAUGUGGUAUGCGUGAAAGAGCGCAGGCGAGCGAGAGAGAGUGUAUAGUUAAAGUCUGUCUGUCUGUCUGUCAUGAAAAAACAAAACGCCUUAACGGCAAAGAAAAGCCGAAUGAUGCGUUAAGCGUUUUAUUCUUUUAAACAAUCAAAUUCGUAAAUAAAUCGUAACUGAACAGAUCUUGCAUAAACCCUAUAUACUCACACUCAUCAUUUUAACCAUAUAUAUUAGAUAUUAGAUUUUCUUCAAGAUUCUUUUUCUCUUCUUUUUCCACCUAAUCUUUUCCUUUUCCGUUUCUUUCCCGGGAAAAUCUCUAUCCAGAUCUUUCUAUCUCUUUCUAACCGUUUCUUGCUCUAACUAAUUUCGGUCAUUCGAUUCUCUAUCCCGACAUAUUCGCUUUCUUCCGCUUCGAUUGGAUGACACUGCGAUUUUCCGUCAUACUGGUGGAUUCUCAGUUCAGUUCUCGGCGGCGGUGAUGAUGUUGGUGAUGAUGAUGACGGUGCAGUUUUCGUUGCUAUUGUUUUAGUAAUAAUAAUAAUAAUAUAGAGAAGAAUUGGUGAACAAAAAAUGGAUGAUAGAGGUGGUUCAUUCGUCGCUGUUAGGAGAAUUUCACAAGGUCUUGAUCGAGGCAACACGUGCCAUUCAACUUCUGCUGAGUUUGUGACAGGAUCAACGGCAUGGCUUGGUCGAGGUUUGUCUUGUGUAUGUGCACAAAGAAGAGAGAGUGAUGCUCGACCCUCUUUUGAUUUAACUCCAACACAGGAAGAAUGCUUGCAGAGGCUUCAGAGUCGUAUAGAUGUUCCAUAUGAUAGUUCUAUCCUCGAGCACCAGGAAUCCCUAAGGGCUUUAUGGAAUGCUGCAUUUCCUGAAGAAGAACUCCGUGGCUUGAUUUCAGAGCAGUGGAAAGACAUGGGAUGGCAAGGGAAGGAUCCAUCAACAGAUUUUAGGGGUGGUGGUUACAUAUCAUUGGAGAAUUUGCUGUUUUUUGCCAAGAAUUUCCCAAAAUCUUUUCAAGAUCUUUUACGGAAGCAGGAAGGAGAUCGUUCAGUGUGGGAGUACCCAUUUGCUGUUGCUGGUGUUAACAUAACGUUCAUGCUUAUUCAAAUGCUAGAUCUUGAAGCAGUUAAGCCAAGGACACUGGUGGGAGCAACUUUCCUAAAAUUUCUUGCAGAAAAUGAGUCAGCUUUUGAUCUUCUCUAUUGCAUAACAUUCAAGCUGAUGGAUAAUCAAUGGCUUUCCAUGCGCGCGUCAUACAUGGAUUUUAAUACAGUGAUGAAAUCUACACGGCGUCAGCUGGAGAAAGAACUUCUGCUUGAUGACCUUACACAGCUAGAAGAUUUACCCUCAUACAAACUUCUCACACAAUAAAUAUCAACGCAUAAUCUGUCAGUCUACUAGUUUUAGCUUGAAGGUUGCUGUACUUGAUGUGAUUCCACUUGUAUUUCCAUUCUUCCCAUUACAACAUUUAACCUUCUAACAUUUGAGUAAGACCAAGGAGACCCGAGUAUGAUAUCAUCAAGGUUCUGGAGGUAAAGUUAAGGUUUAAUCCAGUUGGAAGAUGUAUUUGUCGGCGGACAUACUGCCAGGGGAUUCUGAAAUGUGUAGGUUUGCUUUUCUUGUUAUCGAAAAGAUUAGAUUGUAAUGAUUGUGGUUUGUGUAUGUAUUUUGUUGAUGUCGGUUAAUGGACAAAUACAGAUUGCAGUGUUAUAAUUCAAGCAGGUUUACUAAAGUUGGUAGCAACUGCUGACCUUGUUUGUGAAGGUAUUCGUAUACAGUAUACUGCAUCGUUGUUUUGAGUAAAAGACAGAACGUUUGAGUUGAUGAAUACUAGUAUUUUGACUA